Molecule: messenger RNA, 1455 nt
Organism: Paramormyrops kingsleyae
Lineage: Eukaryota; Metazoa; Chordata; Actinopteri; Osteoglossiformes; Mormyridae
Source: RefSeq, a predicted model, not a curated record
UCCUAGCAACCGUAAUGUUUCCCGCGGCGGUGCGGUGGAGCGACUGCGAGCCGGCGGCUGUCACCAGGGUUCGGGUGGGCACGAUGCGUGGGAGCGAGCUUCAGUCGGACCAGGUGGAGGCCGUCAGCCUCGCCCGGAAAAGGGAUCGGGAGACCCAGAGGCAGGGCAGGAUCUUCAACGCAAAACUCAGAACAAUUGGGAUUGAUAAAGACGCUUUAGAUUACCAGGUGAGAGAACGCAAAGAACAGGAGAGGAAAGAAGCGGACACACAGAGAUCAUAUGCUGCUGAUCUGCUUCACAGUGACCGAAUCAGCUGCCUGCUGGAGCAGAGACAGCGGAAAGAGCAGCGACGUCUAGAGGGCGCUAUUUUGCAGUUCCGGCGUGACUUCCAGCAGCCCGAGAACCGGCGCGAGUUCGACCUGAACGACCCGGCCCUGCUGAGGAAGCAGCGGGGGGGUCUGGUGCUGCCCGGGCUGGUUGGGGAGGAUCCGGGCAGCGCCGAGCGUCACCGCAGGCAGCAGGAGCAGAUGCGGGAUUGGUCGCUGCAGCAACGGCGCGAGCUGGAAUCGGCGAGGCUCCAGCAGCGGCUGGAAGACCAGCGGUAUGAGGACAGCAGGAUCACAAUGGACCACCGGGCCGUCCAGCUCCAGAAUAUCGAAGCGGAUCACAGGAGAUCGGUUGCCAUGGCCACCAAAGACUUCAACUUAGCCAUGGCGGCGGAAUCCUCCGAGAGGCGACAUCAGGCGCGACUGCAGGAGGAGGCGGCUAACGGAGAGGAGAUCCUGAACCAGCUGCAGGGACCGCUGCUGAGCGAGAGCCUGGGGUAUGGCGACCGCCUGCGUCGUACGCAGCCCAGCAGCUACAAGGGCAUGAACCAGGAUCAGCUGAGGCAGAUCAGGGAGUGCCAGAGGCAGCAGGUGGAGGACAGACAGGUACGGUCCUGGGGCUUUACCGCUACGGCCCUGGGGCUUUAUCGCUAUUAUGCCGUUUUUUUCAUUACCUUUAGCUCUCAUAAUAAAUACUUCAUGUUUAAGUGUUUCACUCAAGCAGUGAUGUGGUUGGAGCGGGAAGGGGUAGGAUUCCGCCCGGACGUGAUGUCGCUGUGUUCCCGACAGAGAGCCCAUCUGGAGCAGCAGCGGCGGCAGCUGGAGUGGGAUGGGCGGAGCCAGGCCGCGGAGCACCACGGCCUCCUGCUGGAGAGACAGCAGGCACGGCUCAGCAGGCAGCUGCGCCGUGCCCUGGACAGCGCCAACGCCCAGCUGGCCAGCGAGCAGCGAACGCAGAAGGACUACCUGGAGAAGGAGGUGUUCACUAACAGUCCUGACAGCCGCUACUUCGCGCAGUUUAACACCACCAGUCGAUAAGAUCGGUGCUGUCGGUCCAGCCUGGUCCCCUCGCUUUUGUCUGCCCCACUGCUGCAGCAAGAGCAAUAAAGAAUGAACUAUUCACUAAGAA